AUGAUCGAGAGCGUGGCGGGGUGGAUCACGAACAACAUCAAGGCGUCCGCGUGCGACAUCCCGCUGAAGGACCUCGAAAUGGUGGUGACCUUCGCCCGCGACUCCGCGACGAUCCAGGAGAUGUUCCAGCUCACGGCGGACCAGAUCUCGAACAAUAUCAAGGCCCCCGAGUACGACAUCCCCCUGAAGGAUCUCAAAAUGGCGGUGGUCUUCGCCAGCAACUCCACGACGAUCCAGGAGGGGUUGAAGCGCGCGGCGGAGUGGAUCCCGGACAACAUCAAGGCGUCCGUGAGCGACAUCCCGCUGGAGGGCCUCAAGAUGGUGGUGGCCUUCGCCAGCAACUCCGCGAGGAUCCAGGAGAUGUUCGAGAGCACGGCGGAGUGGAUCGCGAACAGCAUCAUGGCGUCCGUCGCCGGCAACUCCACGGCGACCCAGGAGAUGUUCAGGCUCGUGGCGGAGUGGACCCCGAACUGCAUCAAGGCCCCCCUGCACAACAUCCCGCUGAACGACAUCAAGGCCUCGGUCGUCGCCGCCGGCAACUCCACGACGAUCCAGGAGGGGCUGAAGCGCGCGGCGGAGUGGAUCCCGGACAGCAUCAAGGCGUCCGUGAGCAACGUCCCGCUGAAGGACUUCAAGAUGGCGUUGGCCUUCGCCAGCAACUCCGCGAGGAUCCAGGAGAUGUUCGAGAGCAUGGCGGAGUGGAUCCCGAACAGCAUCAAGGCGGCCGUCGCCGGCACCGCCGCGGCGAUCCAGGCCCCCCUGUACAACAUCCCGCUGAACAACAUCAAGGCCUCCGAGUACGACCUCACGCUGAAGGAUCUAAAGAUGGCGGUGGUCUCCGCCGCCGGCAACUUCACGACGAUCCAAGAGGGGUUGAAGUGCGUGACGGAGUGGACCCCGGACAGCAUCAAGGCGUCCGUGAGCGACAUCCCGCUGAAGGACCUUAAGAUGGCGGUGGCCUUCGCCAGCAACUCCGCGAGGACCCAGGAGAGGUUCGAGAGCAUGGCGGAGUGGAUCCCGAACAGCAUCAAGGCGUCCGUCGCCGGCAACUCCACGGCGAUCCAGGAGAUGUCCUGGCUCGUGGCGGAGCGGGCCCCGAACAGCAUCAAGGAGGACUUCCCGCGGAAGGACCGCAUCCUCGGGGAGAGGAGACGGAACGCGGACCACGCGCAGAGGGAGACGGGCGCGAAGUUGCGGUUGACUGGCAAGGGCACCGGCGACAGCGACGCGCCUCUCACGUUGUCCAACGCUGCGUCGGGCGCGGUCGGCGACACCGAGUUCGACAAGGCGGUGGAGUUGCGCGAAGACCUGCUCGAGCCCAUCUACGAAGAGGCCGCCGGCUGGGCCGGCGCGGACGAGGACGCCGAGCCCGGCAAGGGCGCGAAGGGCAAGGGGAAGUCGAAGAAGGGCAAGUCCGACGGCAAAGGGAAGGACAAGGGCAAGGAGAAGGGCAAGGGCAAGAGGCUCGUGGUGGAGUGGACCCCGAACGGCAUCAAGGCCUCCCUGUACAACACCCCGCUGAAGGGCGUCAAGAUGGCGUCCGCCGACGACGACUCCACGGCGACCCAGGCGUCCGUGUGCGACAUCCCGCUGAAGGAACUCGACGUGGUGGUGGCCUCCGCCAGCAACUCCACGACGAUCCAGGAGAUGUUCGAGCUCGUGGCGGACCAGACCCCGAACAACAUCAAGGCCUCCGAGCACAACAUCCCGCUGAAGGACCCCGGCAUGGCGGUGGCCCUCGCCAGCACCUCCACGACGACCCAGGAGACGUUCAGGCUCGCGGCGGACCAGGUCCCGAACAACAUCAAGGCCUUCGAGUACAACUUCCCUCUGAAGGACCCCGACAUUGUGGUGGCCCUCGUCAGCAACUCCACGACGAUCCAGGAAAUGUUCGAGCUCGUGGCGAACCAGGUUCCGAACAACAUCAAGGCCUCCGUGUACAACAUCCCGCUGCAGGACCUCAAGAUGGCGGCCGUCGACGACGAUUCCACGGCGACCCAGGUGAUGGCCCAGGUGGCGGCCUCUUGGCGGCGGUGGUCAGCAGCGCUGGGCCUUAAGGAGAACAGGAGCAAGGAGCAGUUCGGCCACCGCACGAAGGCGGGGCGACGGCAGCUGAGGGCCCAGGCAGGGUUCACAGAAGCCACGGUGCUGGCGCAGCCACUGCUGCUGGGGCGCCACUUCCAGCCCUCCCAACGGCGCCGCAAGGCCCCCAAGGAGGAGGCGAGGCUGGCAGCGGCGCAGGCAAGGAUGCGGAGGCUGGCGAUCAUCCCGCGGUCGGGGCUGGCCAAGCGACGCUUUGCAGCAGGCACUAUGGCCGUCGCCUUGCGGGGCUGGGUGGCCCGGCCGCCCAACCAGGCAGACGUGGACAGGCUCGGCGCCGCCGCGCGACGAGCUCUGAGGGCGGCCAGAAGAGGCUCCCCGCACCUCUUCGAGAUGCUCGUCGGCCACUCGGCGUCGGCGUCGCAUCGGAUGAUGGAGGCGCCAGUCGCGGCAGCGGCCCGGAGGGCGCUGAAGACCCGAGUUCCGCCGGAGAAAGGAUGGAGGUGGACCCGCCCAGGCACCGGCGGGGCGGUCAGCCUGCGGCCAGAAGACGCCGUGUCGGUGAGCAAGCUGAAGCAUGACCUCCGCGAGGGGUGGCGCGCGCACCGGUUCGCACAGUGGCGGCGCUCGACGCGCAACGAUGCCGAAUUCUGCCGCGGCGCAGUCCAGUGCGACAGUCUACGACUGAAAGAAGCGCAGAAGCACCUGCAGAGGCAGCCUGCCAUCUUGCCCGUGCUCACGGGCGCCGCGAUGAGCUGUGCGGCGUGGCAGUCGGCCCGCAGGGAGGAGAUCGCGUGUCCGGCCUGUGGCCUGGAAGGCGGCGGACACCUCAUCCACCUCGCGUGGGACUGCCCGGGGGCCUCCGGGGCCGCCCACCGCAGACGGCCGCCACGGCCAGCAGACCCGAUGCAGGCGCGGCUGGGGUGGCCCAUCCGAGAGGACCCAGGCUACUCGAUCAACGUGCUGGACUGGCACCUGCAG
Molecule: messenger RNA, 3021 nt
Organism: Prorocentrum cordatum
Lineage: Eukaryota; Dinophyceae; Prorocentrales; Prorocentraceae
Source: the annotation of a GenBank genome assembly